Alosa sapidissima (American shad) is the source of this 5155-nucleotide messenger RNA. RefSeq names its product KIAA0319-like ortholog. NCBI's taxonomy places the organism in Eukaryota, Metazoa, Chordata, Actinopteri, Clupeiformes, Clupeidae. The coding region runs from base 680 to 3619 and encodes 979 amino acids. The transcript has 22 exons. The record is from RefSeq and is a predicted model, not a curated record. Gene Ontology annotation, cellular component: cytoplasmic vesicle; plasma membrane.
CAUUGGUUUGUUCCAGAAUGAAGGUGGAAAUCUUGCUGUUGCCUGACCCACGUCUCACGGGGCACAUCAAUACGACUGUACCUCCACCAAAACCGCUUUCGGUCUUAACCAAAACAGACCAUGCUACCCUGGGCAGGACUGAGCGAGAGAAGAGGACGGAAGAUAAGACAGGAGACGAGAGCCUUCCACUCCGCGUGCUAGGAUUCUGUUGGUUGGAAAUCCUAAUUUCUCCUCAGUGAAUCAACCUGCUGCUAGGCUGCUGACCUCAUUUCACCUGUGUGGUGACACAGUGACGGGCGUCCUGACGCGGACUCAUGUGAAUGACAGUUGUUCAUGCGAAAUCGUGACAUGCUGUGUCCUGGCAGCAGACCUGCGCCAACAGGUGUAAUAAGAAGAGAAGAGACACCGAGGUGUGACGCAUCCCAAAACUGCCUCCAGUUUUCAUUCUCUUGUAACUGCCGCCUUCCGAGUCAGGAGGAGGCCGUAUCUGAUUGGAAUGCGGAUACUGAGUGAUGAAUGAUUCCGGCUGUCAGCCCUGAGGUCUUUUAGGUUUCAGUAAGGUUAGCUCUUGGCAUUUUCAGAGUGUGAGUGAUCUGGGAAGGCACUCUGUUUGUGUUUGUUUGUGUCACCUGACCUGGCAUCUUGGCUCUCUCGCUGGAAGGUGCGUGGACUCAGAAAAAUGUCCUCAUCCUGGAGGAACCCAUUCCAGUGGAACAUUCUCCUGUUGCCGAGGCCACAUCUGCUCCUGCUGCUGACUCUGAUCAGCCUCUGCAGCCUCGUGCCUGCCUCAGCGGGGUUGUGUCGGGUGACCGGGGGCGUGCUAGGCAUCCACUGGAGCAGCGUGGUGGGCCUGGGCUGGCGCCCCCUGGCUGUGGGGCACGGCGGGCCGCAGUGCUGGGAGUCCUGCUGCCUGGAGCCGGCCUGCAACGCCGUGUGGACUCUGGGCGGCCGCUGCGUGCUGCUGAGCUGCUCUCACCGCGGCGGCUGCUCCAUCACCUCGCUGCCGCAGCCCCACCAGGAGUCCCUGGGCCUGCUGCAGCAGCUCAGCAAGGGCACAACGCACAGGCGACGCAGGCGGCGCCGCGCUAUGGCCAGCCACAACGACACAAACACGCAGCAUGUUUCUAAAGGUCAGGCUGCUACCUCCCUGGUUCCGGUCACUCCAGCCAAUGGUGUCGCACUCCCACAGACGGCCAACAGGAGCCUGGACCAGCCCGCCAAUGAGAGUGCGGCAUCCGUGCCGUCUCCUCCCAUUCAGCAGAACUCAUCUUCCUCUCAAGCGACCACAGCAGUGGCCCCAUCCAGUAGCAACGGCAGCGUGCCCAGCUCCGCCCCCAAACCCCAGCCCACGCCACCACCCACUCAGGCUGUGCGGGAGCUGGUGGUGUCCGCUGGGAACAGUGUGGAGGUCACGCUGCCACGGAGCGAGGUGGAGCUCAACGCCUUUGUGUUGCCGGACCCUCCCCCAGGCACAAGCUACACCUUUGACUGGCGCUUGAAGACACAUCCCAAAGACUACAGUGGAGAAAUGGAGGGCAAACGAGGCAAGACCCUCAAGCUCAGCAAGCUGACGGUGGGGCAUUAUGAAUUUGAGGUUAUUGUUGAUGGUGAUGGAGCUCAUGGCGAAGGCUACGUCAAUGUCACGGUCAAGCCAGAGCCCCGUGUCAAUAAACCGCCGGUUGCUGUGGUUUCCCCAAAGUUCCAGGAGAUCUCCUUGCCGACCAGCUCCACAGUUAUAGACGGCAGCCAGAGUACGGAUGAUGAGCGCAUCGUCAAAUGGCACUGGGAGGAGGUCAAGGGUCCCCUCAGGGAGGAGAAGGUCUCUGCUGACACAGACAUCCUCACCCUCACCAAUCUGGUCCCGGGGAACUACACCUUCAGUCUGACGGUGACAGACUCUGACGGUGCACAGAGCUCAACCCAGGCCAAGCUGCUGGUCCACAAGGCCAUGGACUACAAGCCAGUGGCCAACGCUGGUCCAAACCAGGUCAUCACCCUGCCCCGCAACUCUGUCACACUCUAUGGCAACCAGAGCAAGGAUGACCACGAGCCACUCGCCUACGAGUGGUCCCUCAGUCCCAAUAGCAAGGGCAAGGUGGUGGAGAUGCAGGGUGUACGCACCCCCAUCCUUCAGCUGUCAGCCCUGCAAGAGGGCGACUACACCUUCCAGCUCACUGUGACCGACUCAACUGGGCAGCAGGACACGGCUGAGGUCACUGUCAUAGUCCAGCCAGAGAAUAAUAAGCCUCCGGAGGCCAACGCAGGCCCAGAGAAGGAGCUGACCCUCCCAGUGGACCACACCACACUGGAUGGCAGCAAGAGCAGCGAUGACCAGAAGAUUGCCACUUACCACUGGAGACAGACAAAGGGGCCAGAUGGGGUGAAGAUUGAGAAUGCAGACAGUGCAGUUGCCACGGUGACCGGUCUGCAAGUGGGUGUGUAUGACUUCACCCUGACCGUCACGGACGAGAGGAACUUGAAGAGUUCCGACACCGUCAACGUCAUCGUCCGAGAAGAGGUGGACAAAUCUCCAGUUGCAAAAGUUCUGUCCAGUGCCGCUGUCUCCCUCCCGGUGCGAACUGCCAUACUGGAUGGAUCCAGAUCCUCUGAUGAUAAAGGAGGCGUCACCUACCUGUGGACCCGAGACGACAGCAGCCCAGCGGCCGGGGACGUGCUCAAUAACUCCGACCACCAGGCAGUGCUGUUGCUCGGGAACCUGGUGGAGGGGAAGUACACCUUCACCCUGACCGUGACUGACAGCAAGGGUCAAAGCAGCACAGAUCACGGCAGCGUGGAGGUCAAACCAGAUAUGUGGCAGCAUGACCUGGUCGAGCUGCUGCUAGAGGUGUGUGUGUCUCAUGUGACCCACCGCCAGCGAGAAAUGCUGCUGCGGCAGGUCGGGGUGCUAUUGGGUGUGCUCGACAGUGACAUCAUUGUCAGAGAGAUAAGCGCCUACAAUGAGCUCAGCACGCGGUUGGUGUUUCUGGUGUCCGGGGGUCCGGGUCGCCCACCCCUCUCUGGGCACAGCGUUGCCAUGGGUCUGCGGAACAAACUCCACAAGCAGAAGAAUGACUUCCUGAUCUUCAAAGCCCGGCGGGUUGACACCGUCAUCUGCCAGCUGAAUUGCUCGAACCAUGGUGAGUGUGACUCGUUCACACGGAGGUGUGUGUGCCACCCUUUCUGGAUGGAGAACUUCAUCCGCACACAACUUGGCGAUGCCGAGAGUAACUGUGAAUGGAGUGUGCUAUAUGUUACAAUAGCAGCAUUCAUGAUUGUAGUUGCCAUAGCAACACUGGUUUGGGGUAUUGUGUGUUGUUGUCGCAGACGUAAAAGCAGAGUGCGGCGGAAGAGUCGUUAUAAGAUGCUGGAGGCCGAUGAACAGGAUACCUUAGAGCUGCACGCACCCAGAGCCGUUCGGGUCAAGGCGGCUCCUCCCCCCUCUUCCUCUGCGCUUAUGCGCUCUGACUCCGAGCUGGACAGUGACGACGCUCAGGGGGUCACGCCCUGGACUGAGCGGGAACGGGAGCGGGGCCAGUUGCUGCGGCCGCAGAAUGGAACCCUGAGGAACGGCCAGGGCCCUGUCCGAGCCAAGAAGUCGCAGAGGGAGGAGCUGCUAUAGCAGUGGCUGCCGUAGCCACACAUGCUGACCCCAUACAGCUGACUCUGAGGGAGGGUUGGACUUUGGCGUGGUUCCUGCUGACCCCCCCUCGCCCAGCCCCACCCCCCAACCGCCAAGCUGCACCCACACUUAACCCCCCCCCCCCCCCCCCACACACACUGAGCCAGGGGCAGCUCCUCCAUGCCCCAGGUCUGGGAGAUUCUUGCUCUGCCCCCUGUAACCUCAGACUGCGGAACGAGUGACCCAAGGGGAGCACAGAGAAGCAAGAUGCUAGAAGUAGCAUACACACAUACACACCGCUGUACCGCACCUGUACACAUACCUCAAGCAUGCAUACACCAGUUCACUUCCACAAAACUGGCUCUGUCUUCAGACAAAAUCCACUGCCUUGAACCCCCCCCCCCCCACACCACCAAACACCAACUCUUCCUUGAAGCCAGUGGCAAUAGUGUUGACACAGAACAUUGUCUUAACAAAAAAACUAACCACCAACAAUGUUUGUGCAUGAGAUUGAGAUGGUUUUAAAUGCAUUUUUGUUUAGAGGAAAUGUCUGCAUGUGGUUAUAUACUGUGUGUGUGAUAUUCUGCUGUGUCUAACAGAUGAUGUCUGUAUGGCCUUUUGCGGCAGUGUGUCCCACCUGUGAAUGAGGCUAUAUUGGUCAGCCCUGUGCCACUUCGAUCACCAGCAAAAUAUGUUGAUCUCCAGUGAUGAUGACCAUCCUAAGUAGAGAGCUGAUUAGAGAAUAGGGGGGUAAAUGUGAUUUAGUCUGGAGACCCAUCCCUACACUGGACAUUUGUUGAAUGACACUGGACUAUCACUGCCCACUUCCAGACCACAGUCUGUCCAAGAGUGAUAAUGACGUGUAAACUCAAAAGGUCAAAGGGCACCCCUAAACACAGACUUCUGGCUCCUAGAGUCAGCCCGAAUGACCACUGCUCCCCCCCCCCCCCCCCCCCCCUCCUCACCCUCACUGUUUUAAGCUUGGACAACCACUGCUCAUCUCAGUUUUAACUCUUUUUAGUCUCAGCCAAUCCAAUCACCUCUGAUGCACUUUUGUCCUUCGUAAGUGUUUCCGUUAGGAAUCUUUCUGUGUCAGGAACACUCACACUAGAACUGGAAUAGAAACGAGAAUCCAUAAGGGAAUUGUUCUCUGUCUGUCUGUUUUACCUCUGUGCCAAUGGCUUUCUAACACUGCAGUACUGUUUGAUGCCCCUGUCUGUUAGGGAGCUGAGAUUUGGACCUCUGGUCUUACCCUUUGUUGGGUGGAUUCUGGAGUGACCGAGAGGGAUUUGUGAAGGGAUUCGUUUGUGAAUGUAAAGAGCUGUGGCAACUUCCCUAGCAACUAGCAAGAGGGGAUUCUGGUAUGCACGUGACUGUGAACACAGGCAGAUGACGGCUACAAUAUGAAGGGAUUCCAUUUGGAUUUUAUUGUUUCUUUUUGCGUUAUUUUGUUUUUCUCAAGUGAAGGAUUUUCACUGUCCUGUGAUAUGAUACAACUGGAUACUGUAAAUUAAAAUAAACUAAAAUUGUAUUUCA